CCUUUAUAUUGUAUAUGGACCCCUGAAAACAAACAAAACAUCAAACAUACCAUUUUAGGCACGAGUAUGAUAUAUGCGAUACGUCACGAGUACCCAUUUUGUAUCUGUUUUAUCCAAUGACAGCCGAGGUUUUGUCACCCACGUGCCUAGGGGUGGAGCUAUAAAAUUGAUCAAAACCUGUCACUGCGAUAUGUUUCCCGACAAUUUCUGACACGUAUCAUUCUGUCACAGUAGUCCAUUCAUUUCUAGUGAGACUGUCAACCAUGGCGGAUCAUGAACUGAUCAUUGAUGUCGAUGUAUUUACCGACCAAGUAUGAGUAUGAACUGGAAGAUAGUGACACUGUAGCUACUGACAUUGGAUUAUUUGAUACCAAGGAAUUAACGUAACCAAUUGUUGUAAAUAAACUGAAUGGUAAUGUGAAAAACAUGUGAAAGACUGCAGGAUUCGAGGUAAAUUACACAAACGGUAACUGCUCCGGAAAGAGGACCUGCGCUACUUCCCUUUACCAAGCAGACUCAUUAUGACGGCAGCACAAGGAAAUGUGAUCAUCGUACAACCUCAAAGUACCACCAAUAGGGAUAUUCUUGGUCCAGUCCAAGGCCAUCGUGGUUGGUCCACAGGCCUCUGUGGCUGCUUCAGCGACUGUGUAUCGUGUUUAUUGACGCUUUGUUGCCUGCCGUGUAUGGAGUGUAGGAACGCCUCCAGACUGGGAGAGUGCUGUUGCUUACCAUAUUGCUGUCUAGGGGCGAGCAUGGCAAUGAGGGCAAGGCUGAGGACACUUGGAGGCAUACAGGGUAGUAUCUGUGACGAUUGCUGUGUUGUCACCUGCUGCCCGAUGUGUGCUGUCUGUCAGAUGUCACGUGAACUCGACAAUAUGGGCGUGUAGCCAACCAAUCCAGCUUGGCAUGUGACCAACGAUAUAUAACGUGGAAUUCUAUUGGUUAUCCCAAAAGGACACUUGCCUGUUAUUCGAUCCAAUAGAUAUUAACAUCCUGUCAAUAAAAUUUGUUGAAAUGAAAAAGGACACAGCGAUUGGUUGAUGAGAUUUCCGGAACAUGCACUGCUAGACCAAAUAUUCACCCAUUGUAGUGAAACGUAGUGAAUUGUUUAAAAACGUCGAUUUUUUUAAUAGUGUUGAAAUAAUAAAUUUGAUGCCGAUGAA
Molecule: messenger RNA, 1163 nt
Organism: Pecten maximus
Lineage: Eukaryota; Metazoa; Mollusca; Bivalvia; Pectinida; Pectinidae
Product: placenta-specific gene 8 protein-like
Exons: 4
Coding region: 522-887 (121 amino acids)
Source: RefSeq, a predicted model, not a curated record